AUGGACGGUCAAGAACUUCCUCUCGUCUCCAUCAAGAGUCGGAACGAUCAGUCCCUGGUGUUCACUGUAAAUGGGAACAUCAUUGACUUCUCGGGGAUACGUUAUGAGUUUGAUGAUGUCUUAACUGGGGAUGUGGCCCAUUUGGCGUCAAAUUAUAAUAAUCUCAUGUUCAUGGGCUCCCCGGGCCUGGGGAAAACUCUGAAGCUUCGUCAGGUGUUAGCCAAUCUCGAGGGACAAGUUUCGGCUUACGAGAUCGUCAACAAUUCAUUUUGCGUUGAUAUAAUCGACCCUAAGCAUCCUCGUCUGACAUCAGGGUUCAUGUCAAAGCCGCUCACCUCUGAGGUUAUUGAUUGGAUCUUUGCCAACCGAGUCAAACUGGCGGUGAUUCUGAAGUGUCUUGUGAUUAAUGUUGUGCUGGCUGACGAACAACCAAAAAUGCUUGUGGAAAUGAAUGGCGCUGUGGAUGUGAACGGUCUCAUUGCCGAUGUCUUAGCAGCCGCUGGACUGUGCAAAUAUGUGGUGUGUUUGGAUCCGGCGCAUCCCAAACCGGCAACUAAGGCCACUUUAUACAAGGUCGCUCGCAUUUUCAACAAUUUCCGUUCGAAACAACCCACCACUACUCCAACCUCAGAGGUGCCAUCAUACGCUCGUCCAACCAAGAGCCAGAUAUCCUCUCGCCAAUCACGGUUUAAGGUGGUCAAACCUAAAAUUCACAGUGCGUCUGUUGCAAUUCGUCGUGCAAUUCCGGUUGUAACCGCACGUAAUCCAUCAGCCUUAGGUCUGCCAAUUAGGUUGGUUCAGCCCCGUGGAACUAUGCAUAUCAUGAGUCGAGCUCAGGAUGCCCUUAGUCAACAAGCUCACAUGAAGAGUCAACGUUUAAAAUACGAAAAUCAAGCUUUGAAGGAACAGGUUGCCCAUUUAAAAGCUCUGAUUGUGUCGAUUCGCAAUGCGAUCACAACUACCGCUCGCGAAUACCAUGAGUUCAGAGAACUCUUCGCUAAUAUUGCUCGUCUGCUGCUUGACCGGGAAAACCUGGCUAAGAACACAUAUCAAAAGUACCAAGAGGCCCUUACUACGAUUGAAAGUCACACCAUUCAAAUCCAACAGAUGAAAGAAUACCACAACAAUCUGUUGGCUCGCGCCAUGGAAGAAGCAGAGCAUAAUAAGUCCGAACUAGCGAGGUUGCGAGGCAUUAACGAACGUCAACUUGACGUCUCCACUUCGGAAUUAACUAAAGUCAAGGAAAAACUUGAAACGGAGUUGGCGCAAGUUAGCGCCGAGUUGGUCAAUGAACGUGAAAAGCACAUGCAACAAAUUGAAGCCAUCAAAGCUGAACACGCUCAGAAUGUCGAAGUUAUUCUGCAACAACUUGAACAACAUCGACUCAAUCACCAAACUGAGUUACAAAACUACCGGUCUCAGCUUGAGGAGGCCAAGCAAAACCAAGCGGAAGCUGAAGGUGCAAUGAGUGCAGCGUCCGACAAAUGGGAAAGACUUCUCAAAGAGAAAGAAGCUCAGCUUGACGAAGAGUACCGUCGAUCCGAACUGCUUCAGCAAUUGCUUGAAGAGGAACGAACAGCUCGGAAUGGCGCUGACAAUGACCAAAAUGAGGCAUUGAAGAAGCUUGAGGCGAAGCUCGCAGACUCUCUCCACGCCCAAACUCAACUCAAGGAACAAUACGAAGCUGAGCUCUUGAAGGCAAACACUGAUAUUGACAAACUCAGUCACGAAUUAGUUCUUCUGCAAGACAAAGCUUCUAAACUUCAAGCUUCCAUCGACGAAAGCUCCGCGAAUGACUCAAGCCAAGCUUCCACAAUCACACAGCUUCAGGCUGAGGUUUCUCAACUACAGCAACGCUUAGCUACCAAGGAAAAAGCCGUUGCCGACUACUCUCAAAGAAAUUCAGAGAUGGCAGUUGAAACGGCCGAUCUUCGCGCUCGUGUCUCUGCCCUCACUCAAAAGCUUGAGUCAACUUUGGAUGAAUCUCAAGAUCACAGCGAGGCAAUCCAUCAACUCCAGUCCGAUAAAGAACAGCUUUCGGCCCAGUUAGCUAAUAUUCAGGAGGACAGAGCGUCUCUCGAUGAAGAUAAUGAAUCACUCCGGUCUCUUCUAGAAACCAAAAAGCAGGAAUUGAAUGAGAGCAUGUCAACCACUAAGCAUCUCAAUGCUACCAUUGCCGAACUCAAGUCGCAGCUUGAAUCGACUACUCAAGAGAAAAAUAGCAUGGCCUCCGAAAUGGCUACCAUGUCAAAGCCAUCAUUCUCUACAAGCUUGGAACUUCCACUGUUUAAUCCUGAGAAUAUUUUCGCAGAUGCUCAACUUGAGGAUGCCCAAAAUGGUUCAAAUGAGCGACUGGAGCCAGCGCUGGUGCCUCUGCAAGCUUCGAGAUCAAGAUCGCAUUCGCCUAAUGUGUUGAAGCCUAUGGACAACUAUCGCGAAAAGAUGUCGCUGAUGAUGAAGCGGAAGAAGUCCACGUCGCCUACUAAAAAGUCGAAGAAGAAGGCCACUCUCUAA
Diutina rugosa is the source of this 2514-nucleotide messenger RNA. RefSeq lists its product as uncharacterized. The transcript has a single exon. NCBI's taxonomy places the organism in Eukaryota, Fungi, Ascomycota, Pichiomycetes, Serinales, Debaryomycetaceae. The coding region runs from base 1 to 2514 and encodes 837 amino acids. The record is from RefSeq and is a predicted model, not a curated record.